This is a messenger RNA of Dunckerocampus dactyliophorus (ringed pipefish), 2836 nucleotides long. Its product is annotated as collectin-12-like. The transcript has 10 exons. Bases 255 to 2477 code for a protein of 740 amino acids. NCBI's taxonomy places the organism in Eukaryota, Metazoa, Chordata, Actinopteri, Syngnathiformes, Syngnathidae. The record is from RefSeq and is a predicted model, not a curated record.
CAAGAGACAGGACUGGCGAACAAGAAGCAUCACAUCACUCCUGCUCAAAGGUGUGUGAGGAAGACUUUAACAUUUGAAGAUUUUGCUUAGUCUUUCUCUUGCUCCUUUUUUUGGCUUUUUUUUUCUACCGCCGUUGUCGUCCAUAACCCGGAAAACAAACUUUGGACUUUUUUGGUACCGGAUGCUGAGAUGCGCACAAAGUGACAGCGGUCCUCUGUCCUCUUCCUCUGUCCUCAGCGAGCUAUAACAACGCAAUGAAAGACGACUUUGCAGACGAGGAGGAAGUACAGUCUUUUGGAUACAAGCGGUUCGGGAUCCAGGAGGGCACCGAGUGCACCAAGUGUAAGAAUGAAUGGGCGCUGAAGACCUCCAUAGCCUUGCUCUACGUCUUGUGCACACUCCUCACCAUUGCUGUGGCUGUGCUUGGAUAUAAAGUGGUGCAAAGAGUGGACAGCGUGUCUGCAGGCAUUGCCAACUAUGGAGGCAAGAUUAUUGCAGUGGAAACUGACUUGAAAAAGCUAGAUGAUCAAACAGGGGAAAAGUCAGAGAACACCAGCACAGAGAUCCAGACUUUUAAGAACAAGGUCAGGACACUUCAGAUACAGCUGUCCAUGAUGGAAGAGCAUAUUCACAGUGACCAGGCCAAGUUGAGCCAACUGCAGAACCUCGGGUCAGACAUCCAGAGCAGCCAGGGUUCCAUUCAGGGUCUGCUGGAUAGCAACACGGCCACCUUGCGCUUCGUCAACAGCACCUUACAUUCUUAUGGCAGCAUCAUUGAGGGUCUGCAAGAUGACACAGUCAGGCUGCAGAGAGAUCUUCAGCAGCAGGUGAAACUUCAGAACCAGGUCUUGCUGAGCAUUGGCGGCCUGAACCUCACACAAGCCCAGCAGCGGGGCAUCAUUAACUCUCUGCACCGGGCCGUGGAUGACACCAGUCAGAGCAUUCAGAAAAUCCGCAAUGACUUUCAAAGCCUUGAGCAGACCACCCGUCAGACACUGUCUGAUAGCGAGUGGCUCCGAAGUAAAGUGGACAAUCUCCAGGUUCUGGCCACAAAUGCCUCGAUACUCUCCAAGGCCAACAACGACAGCUUGGAGGAGGUCGCAUCCCAGCUGGCCUUCGUGUCAGACCAGUUACAGAACACCAGUGGCUUGGCUGACGCCCACGCCCAGGCCCUGAGGGAGAUUCUCGACAGGCAAAAGGACUUUGGCAAUGUUACGUCCUCUAAAUUUGAGCGGCUAGAGGUCCGCCUCGAUGAGUCAGAGCAGAGCAUGGACCGUGUGACAGGCAACAUCAGUUUUACCACGCAGCUCCUGGGCGCCAUCAACCUCAACUUGAACGACCUGCGCUCUUGUUCCGAGACAGUUGGUCGUCACUCUGAGUUCUUGCUGAACCUCAACGAUAGCAUGGCUGACAUGAGGACGGAUGAGGCCGGCCUGAGAUCGCAGCAAGAGGACCUGGCGACACGUUUGGACAAAGAGGUCACCAACCUCUCCAUCAUCAUGGAGGAGAUGAAGCUGGUGGACACCAAGCACUCCCAGUUAAUAACCAACUUCACUAUACUACAAGGUCCUCCUGGUCCCAGAGGGCCAAGGGGGGACAAAGGGCCUUCAGGGCCAUCUGGUCAACCCGGUCAGAAAGGCGAAAAAGGGGAAAAGGGUGCAUCAGGGAUACGGGGACCAAGAGGAGAGCAGGGUAUUCCAGGCCCAUCGGGUCUUCCAGGUUUAAAAGGUCUUCCAGGCGUCCCAGGCAACCCAGGGUCUAAGGGUCCCAGAGGGUCCGGAGGAAGAGCUGGACCUCCGGGAGGUAAAGGCGAGCCGGGCACUGCCGGUCUGCCUGGCAGAGAUGGACAGCCUGGUCCACAGGGGGCACAGGGCCCACCGGGCAUUCGAGGGCCAAUGGGGCCAGCUGGAGAACAGGGGCCACGGGGACUGCAGGGACCAGUGGGGCCUCCAGGGCCAGCAGGGCCACCGGGACCAUCAGGAAUUCCCACACGUGGAUCAGUUAUUCCCUUGGGUCCAGUGUCUAUGCAGGAUGAAGCAGUAGCUCCAACACACUGGACACCAAGAUGUCCUUCCGAGUGGCUUCACUACAGAGACAAGUGCUACUUCUUCUCCAAAGACCAGCGCAGUUUUGAUGAUGCAAAGACCACUUGUGAAUUCAACUCUGCUUCCUUGUUAAUCAUCAGUGAUGCGGAGGAACAGAAAUGGCUGAUGCAGCAGGCAUCGGGGAAGGGCUACUUCUGGAUGGCUCUGACCGACAGAGAGGAAGAGAAUGUGUGGCGCUGGCUGGACGGCAGCGAGCCUGCAUUCACGAAGUGGAAGGCCGGCCAGCCUGACAACUGGGGUCACGGCCAUGAAAGUGGGGAGGACUGUGCAGGUCUCAUCCACCAAGGCUUGUGGAAUGACUUCUCCUGUGGAGACCUCAUAAACUACAUUUGUGAGAAACAACAGGAGACAACAGGGAGCCCGGGCUCCUAGCGCUGACUUGCAAGGUGGCGGGUGUGGUGCUGGGAUUCCAAUGAGCAGCUAGACUGGACCUGCUUGGUUCUGGUCCAAAUGGAAACAACAAAGGGACACAUUUGGGCCUAUGAAAACUUUCUCUUCCCAAGGGUCCAAUGAGUGCAAUACAGCAGACAGCCAAAGAAAGACAAGCUAUCAUUUUUGACUGCUUGAUAUAUAUUUUGAUGGUACAUGUUAUAUAUUUUACUAUCCUUGUCAUGAAUGUCAGUUAUUACCUGAUGAAUUUAUUGGACAUUGAUUUAGGUUUAGUCGUGCCUUGUGUCCAUGAAGAAGAAGCUCUCAGGUCAAUACAACAAAUAAAUAUGACAAAUCCAUCA